CUCUAGCAGGCUGGGCUGAGAGUGGAGUGUCCCCUGCUUCUCUCCCUCCCUCCCAGCUUGGCAUCACCCAGGACCUGGAGCUGAGCAGGUUGGGAUCCCCCACCCACGAGCCUUGUGGACCUCUGUGCAUCUCCCCUGGGGAGGGACUUCCAGCCUCAUGGUAGUGGCCUGAUGAUCACCUGGGCAUCCUUGUGUGCAUUCAUGCAACACUAGUUGGAGGAGGAGGGUGGCAAAUGAACAUCUGUAUGCAACAAAGGCACUUGAGCUGGAGCCGCAGGAUCUCCUUACUGUCAGAAGAGUCUGCCCGUGCCAUGAGGCUGCAUGCGAAGGUGUGACACUAUGUGAAAGCAUGUGCUCUGGAUCAGUGUCAUGCUUGUGCCUCCUGCUGCUGUUGCUGCUUCUGCCCUCCCUGCCCCCAGAGCCCUUCCAGCAGAUUGGGGUGCUGAGCCCCCGCCCAGACGGGCCGGGCCCCCCACUAGCUUCCCCUGUCCUGCCUGUGCCCGCGGUGCCCCUCAGGGCCCUGCCCUCAACCCAGCCGGCAGGAUGAUGUGUGAGGUGAUGCCUACCAUCAGCGAGGACAACCGCCGUGGCUCGGCCUAUGGGGCCGACGAGGCCAACUUUGAGCAGCUCAUGGUAAACAUGCUGACGGAGCGCGAGCGCCUGCUCGAGACCCUGCGUGAUACCCAGGACAGCCUGGGCACUGCCCAGCUCCGCCUCCGGGAGCUUGCCCACGAGAAGGAGUCCCUGCAGCGCCAGCUCAACAUCGCCCUGCCCCAGGAGUUUGCAGCGCUCACCAAGGAGCUGAACGUAUGCCGGGAGCAGCUGCUGGAGCGUGAGGAGGAGAUCACAGAGCUCAAGGCCGAGCGGAACAACACCCGGCUGCUGCUGGAGCACCUAGAGUGCCUGGUGUCACGGCAUGAGCGGUCGCUGCGCAUGACGGUAGUGAAGCGCCAGGCCCAGUCCCCAGCUGGAGUCUCCAGUGAGGUCGAGGUGCUCAAGGCUCUCAAGUCUCUCUUUGAGCACCACAAGGCCCUGGAUGAGAAGGUCCGAGAGCGGCUGCGGGUGGCACUGGAGCGGGUGGCAGUACUGGAGGAGGAGCUGGAGAUGUCCAACCAGGAGUCCCUGUCCCUGCGGGAACAGCUGGCCCGGCGCCGCUCUGGCCUUGACGACGUGGGGAAGGAUGGCGAUGCUCCGGCGUCGGGGGUGAAUGGGAUGGGGGGGCCAGCAGGGCGGGGAAGCCGCGAGGUGGAGCUGGAGGAGGUGUUGGAGCGGCAGCGGGGGGAGCUGGCCCAGCUGCGGGAGCGCCUCAGCCUGCUGUGUCGCCAGCUGGCUGAGCUGGAGGAGGCGCUGGCUUCCGCCCACCGUGACCUGGCCAAAGCCCAGGAGAGCAACGCUAAGCUGCAGCGUGACCUCAAGGAGGCGCUGGCACAGCGUGAGGACAUGGAGGAGCGCAUCACCACACUGGAGAAGCGGUACCUGAGUGCCCAGCGUGAGGCCACUUCCCUGCACGAUGCCAAUGACAAGCUGGAGAAUGAGCUGGCCAGCAAGGACUCCCUCUAUCGUCAGAGCGAGGAGAAGGGACGCCAGCUUCAGGAAUGGCUGGAGGAUGCCAAGGCGAAGCUGCAGCAGACCCUGCAGAAGGCUGAGACACUGCCCGAGAUUGAGGCCCAACUGGCCCAGCGUGUGGCUGCCCUCACCAAGGCUGAGGAACGACAUGGGAACUUUGAGGAACGGCUGCGACAGCUGGAAGCACAGCUGGAGGAGAAGAACCAGGAGCUCCAGCGGGCACGCCAGCGGGAGAAGAUGAACGACGAGCACAACAAGCGGCUCUCGGAGACAGUGGACAAGCUGCUCUCGGAGUCCAAUGAGCGCCUGCAGCUGCAUCUCAAGGAGCGCAUGGGGGCCCUGGAGGAGAAGAACUCGCUGAGUGAGGAAAUUGCCAACAUGAAGAAGCUGCAGGAUGAGCUGCUUUUGAACAAGGAGCAGCUGCUGACAGAGAUGGAGCGGAUGCAGAUGGAGAUUGAUCAACUCCGAGGCCGCCCUGUGUCCACCUACUCUAGGUCCCUGCCGGGCAGUGCCCUGGAACUGCGGUACUCUCAGGCACCCAGCAGCUCCCACCUGGACCCCUACAGUGGCUCCGGUGCCCCCCGCAGGCACCGCAAGGGCCGCUGGGCCCCCAAGGAUGAGGCCACCAAGGUGCAGGAGUGGGAGCGGGCACAGCAGGGGGGACCCCUGGCCCAGCCGCCCUUUGAGGGGGCCCUGGAGGGCUCGGAUGAAGAUGAGCAUGACCCCCUCUUUGGCUCGGCCGACCUUCUCUCGCCCAGCGGGCAGACAGACGUGCAGACCCUCGCCUUCAUGCUGCAGGAGCAGCUUGAGGCCAUCAACAAAGAGAUCAAGCUGAUCCAGGAGGAGAAGGAGUGCACAGAGCUGCGUGCGGAGGAGCUGGAGAGUCGUGUGGGUCCCUCAGCGCUGGAUGGGUCGCUGGGCCGGUACCGGGCCAGCAGCUCCAUCCCCCCCUCAGUCACCAGUUCCACGCUGGCCAGCCCCUCGCCCCCCAGCAGUGGGCACUCGACCCCCCGCCUGGUACCCCACAGCCCCGCCCGCGAGGGAGACAAGGCGAAUCACGUGGCCAAAGAGGAGCCCCGUGGGGCAGAGGAGAAGGCGCUGGUGCCCUGUGAGACGCCUCCCCCCACCACUCCCCGUGCCGCCCGCCUGGAACGUAUGACCCAAGCCCUGGCCCUGCAGGCUGGAGCCCUUGAGGAUGGCAGGGACCUGCGGGCAGGGCUGGGCCUUGACAGUGCCAACAGCAGCCAGGAUCCUCUGCACAAAUCCACCAAGAAGAAAAGCAUCAAGUCGUCCAUUGGGCGCCUCUUUGGCAAGAAAGAGAAGGGGCGGAUGGGACCGCUAGGCCGUGACUCCCCCUCCCUUGCUGGGACCCCUUCAGAUGAGUUGUCCCCUGCAGACCCCCUGGGGCUCUCCAAGCUGACGGGGCCCGUGGACAAGGACCGGCGCAACAAGAGGAAGCAUGAGCUGUUGGAGGAGGCCUGUCGGCAGGGGCUGCCCUUCGCUGCCUGGGAUGGCCCCACUGUGGUAUCCUGGCUCGAGCUGUGGGUCGGGAUGCCGGCAUGGUACGUGGCAGCCUGCCGAGCCAAUGUGAAGAGUGGGGCCAUCAUGGCCAACCUGUCGGACACCGAGAUCCAGCGGGAGAUUGGCAUCAGCAACCCCCUGCACCGCCUCAAGCUACGCUUGGCCAUCCAGGAGAUGGUGUCACUCACCAGCCCCUCAGCCCCUGCCACCUCCCGCACGUCCACGGGCAAUGUGUGGAUGACGCAUGAGGAGAUGGAGUCACUCACAGCCACAACAAAGCCAGAGACCAAGGAAAUCAGCUGGGAGCAGAUCCUGGCCUAUGGGGACAUGAACCACGAGUGGGUAGGCAAUGAGGGGCUGCCGAGCCUGGGGCUGCCCCAGUACCGCAGCUACUUCAUGGAGUCGCUGGUUGACGCCCGCAUGCUCGACCACCUCAACAAGAAGGAGCUGCGCGGCCAGCUCAAGAUGGUGGACAGCUUCCACAGAGUGAGCCUGCACUACGGGAUUAUGUGUCUGAAACGACUCAACUAUGACCGCAAGGACCUGGAACGCAGGCGGGAAGAGAGUCAGAAUCAGAUCAAAGACGUGAUGGUGUGGUCCAACGAGCGGGUGAUGUGCUGGCUGCAGCUGAUUGGGCUGAAGGAGUUUGCCAACAACUUGGCGGAGAGUGGGGUGCAUGGCGCGCUGCUGGCUCUCGAUGACACUUUUGACUGCAGCGACCUGGCCCUGCUGCUGCAGAUCCCCACCCAGAACACCCAGGCUCGGCAAAUCCUGGAGAAGGAAUUCGCUAACCUCAUCACCAUGGGAACUGAGCGGCGGCUGGAUGAGGACAGCACCAAGACGUUCAGCCGGUCGCCCUCGUGGCGCAAGAUGUUCCGGGAGAAGGACCUGCGGGGGGUGAGCCCCGACUCCGCUGAGAUGCUGCCCCCCAACUUCCGCAGCGCUGCCAUCGCCUCACCCAGUGCCCAGCUGCGCAAGGUGCAGCCUGAAGGAAACUCCUUGUCCAGUCAACGAGGGGACAGUGUCUCAGUGCGAACCUACUCCUGCUAGUGCCCACCUGAGGGACACCUCAACAUGGAUGGAUGGAUGGACAUAGCCACCGCCGGAGGAAGUGCGGGGCCUGACCCUCACCCUGCCAUGGAGGGGGCAGGGGGCCUAUGCCUGAGCCCUUCCCCGAGAGCCUUUCCCGCCCCUGCCCAGAGGAGGCGUGGCUGCUGCUGUGUGCAUGUGUGGGGAG
Molecule: messenger RNA, 4324 nt
Organism: Alligator sinensis (Chinese alligator)
Lineage: Eukaryota; Metazoa; Chordata; Crocodylia; Alligatoridae
Gene: PPFIA3
Product: PTPRF interacting protein alpha 3
Exons: 32
Coding region: 370-4137 (1255 amino acids)
Biological process (GO): synapse organization
Cellular component (GO): presynaptic active zone
Molecular function (GO): protein binding
Source: RefSeq, a predicted model, not a curated record